AUGUGGCCACUGACAGCCCUUCUGCUCCUGGUUCCAAGCAGCGGGCAAGCUGCCACUCUGGAGAAGCCCAUAUUGUCUCUACACCCACCCUGGACCACAAUCUUCAAGGGGGAGCGGGUGACCCUGCGAUGUGAUGGGUACCACCCUCUGCUCCUGGAGCUCCGGCCCAUCAGCACUCUCUGGUACUUGGGCCACCUACUUCUGCCCUCUCACAAGAAGAGCAUCGAGGUGCAGACGCCAGGGGUGUAUCGAUGCCAGACACGGGGAGCACCUGUCAGUGACCCCAUCCACCUCUCUGUUUCCAACGACUGGCUGAUCCUGCAAGUGCCCUACGCUGCGGUGUUCGAGGGCGAGCCGCUGGUCCUGCGCUGCCGCGGCUGGUACGACAAGCCGGUCUACAAGCUGCACUACUACCACGAGGGCCGGGCGGUGCGCUACUUCCACGCGAGCGCCAACUACUCGGUGCCGCAGGCGCGCGCGGGCGACAGCGGGCGCUACCAGUGCUCCGGCACCAUGCGCAUCCCGGUGGAGAGCGCGCCCAUGUUCUCCGCCAAGGUGGCCGUGACCGUGCAAGAGCUGUUCCCCGCGCCGGUGUUGACGGUGACCGGCCGGGCGGAGCCCCGCGGCGGGGUGGCCGUGCGCUGCGAGACUCGCCUGCACCCGCACAGGCGCGACACGCCGCUGCAGUUCGCCUUCUACAAGUACAGUCGCCCCGUGCGCCGCUUCGACUGGGGCGCCGAGUACACGGUCCCCGAGCCCGAGGUCGACGAGCUCGAGUCCUACUGGUGCGAGGCCGCGACCGCCACGCGGAGCGUCCGGAAACGCAGCCCUUGGCUGCAGCUCGCGGGGCGCGGGUCCGCGCUGCCCUCGGCGUCCAGCACCGCCCAGGCUCCCCGGGCCGCAGCGUUGGCGCCGGGCGGCCAUCCGCUGUCCUUCAGGAAGCCCCCGGUGUCCAGAUCGGCCCCGUCGGUCACCUCCGUCCCCAACGCCACGUCGCCGGGGCUGCAGGGCCCCGCGGGCAGAGCCCCUACGGCGGGGCCACCAGCCUGCGCCCCGCCGGCGCCCUCGGAACCGCCCGCUGGAGCCCUGAAACCCGACGUGGACCUUCUGCUGCAAGAAAUGCAGCUGCUCAAGGGCCUUCUGAGCCGCGUGGUCCUGGAAUUGAAGGAGCCGCCGGCCUUCCCAGAGCCCAGGGCAACGCUCCAGACCCCCGCCCUCCGCUUCGCUGCGAGCCCGGGAGUCCCCGAGACCACCGCGGUGGAGAGCUGAGGCCCGGGCGCCCCCCUCCAGGCUCCCGCCCCUGCGUCUCCCGGCUUCCCACCCGCGGGGACCUGGCCAGGCCUCUCU
Nyctereutes procyonoides (raccoon dog) is the source of this 1347-nucleotide messenger RNA. RefSeq names its product Fc receptor like B (gene FCRLB). Bases 1 to 1269 code for a protein of 422 amino acids. NCBI's taxonomy places the organism in Eukaryota, Metazoa, Chordata, Mammalia, Carnivora, Canidae. The record is from RefSeq and is a predicted model, not a curated record. Gene Ontology annotation, molecular function: transmembrane signaling receptor activity. The transcript is spliced from 6 exons. Gene Ontology annotation, biological process: negative regulation of immune response; cell surface receptor signaling pathway.